Gekko japonicus is the source of this 2871-nucleotide messenger RNA. It is a transcript of the gene ATP4A, whose product is annotated as ATPase, H+/K+ exchanging, alpha polypeptide. Bases 1 to 2871 code for a protein of 956 amino acids. Gene Ontology annotation, molecular function: P-type sodium:potassium-exchanging transporter activity; ATP binding; P-type potassium:proton transporter activity. Gene Ontology annotation, biological process: proton transmembrane transport; intracellular sodium ion homeostasis; intracellular potassium ion homeostasis. The transcript has 23 exons. Gene Ontology annotation, cellular component: membrane. The record is from RefSeq and is a predicted model, not a curated record. Lineage: Eukaryota; Metazoa; Chordata; Lepidosauria; Squamata; Gekkonidae.
AUGGGGAAAGCGGACAAGUACGAGAUGUACUCAGUAGAGAUGGGAAAACAGUCCGACGGGGACAUGGACGUAAAGAUCAAGAAGAAAAAGAAAGGGGAGCAGAAGAAAGAGAAGCUGGAGAGCAUGAAGAAAGAGAUGGAUGUGGAUGAUCACCAGUUGUCUCUGGAAGACCUGGAGUUGAAGUACCGGACCAAUACUACCAAGUGCGGACAAGGGGAUCUCACCAGCGCCGACAACGGGAUCUGCCUCAUUGCCUUUGGCAUCCAGUGCGGACAAGGGGAUCUCACCAGCGCCGACAACCUGUAUUUGGCUGUCGCCCUCAUCGCGGUGGUGGUUGUGACUGGCUGCUUUGGUUACUACCAGGAAUUCAAAAGCACCAACAUCAUUGCAAGCUUUAAGAACCUUGUGCCACAGCAAGCCACGGUGAUUCGAGACGGGGACAAGUUCCAGAUAAACGCCAAUCAGCUGGUGGUGGGCGACCUAGUGGAGAUCAAAGGGGGAGACCGAGUUCCAGCAGACAUCAGGAUCAUCACUGGGCAAGGAUGCAAGGUGGAUAAUUCCUCUUUGACAGGGGAAUCGGAGCCCCAGACCAGAUCCCCGGAGUGCACGCACGAGAGCCCCCUGGAAACCAGGAACAUUGCCUUCUUCUCCACUAUGUGCCUGGAAGGCACGGCCACUGGUAUUAUAAUCAACACUGGAGACCGCACGAUCAUUGGGCGCAUCGCCAGCCUGGCCUCGGGUGUGGAGAACGAGAAAACGCCCAUCGCCAUUGAGAUCGAGCACUUUGUCGACAUCAUCGCCGGCCUGGCCAUCUUCUUCGGUGCCACCUUUUUUGUCGUUGCUAUGGUGAUCGGUUAUCCCUUCCUCAAGGCCAUGGUCUUCUUCAUGGCCAUUGUGGUAGCUUAUGUCCCUGAAGGUCUGCUCGCAACUGUGACCGUCUGUCUUUCCCUCACAGCCAAACGCCUGGCCCGGAAAAACUGCGUGGUAAAGAACUUGGAAGCCGUAGAGACUCUCGGUUCCACGUCUGUCAUUUGCUCAGACAAAACGGGGACCCUCACCCAGAACCGCAUGACGGUCUCCCACCUUUGGUUUGACAAUCAGAUCCACACCGCCGAUACCACAGAGGACCAGUCAGGUCAGACUUUUGAUCAGUCGUCCGAGACAUGGAGAGCUCUGUGCAAGGUGGUCAGCCUCUGCAACCGUGCUUUUUUCAAGUCCGGCCAGGACAGCGUACCUGUGCCAAAGCGGAUUGUGAUUGGAGAUGCCUCGGAGACAGCCCUGUUGAAGUUCUCCGAGAUCACCCUGGGCAACGUGAUGGAGUACCGGGAGCGCUUCAAAAAAGCCUGCGAGAUCCCCUUCAACUCCACCAACAAGUUCCAGCUGUCCGUCCACGAGCUGGAUGACCCCCGGGACCAGCGCUACCUGCUGGUGAUGAAGGGAGCUCCCGAACGCAUCCUGGAGCGCUGCUCCACCAUCAUGAUCAAGGGCCAGGAGUUGCCUCUGGAUGAGCAGUGGAAGGAGGCCUUCCAGACGGCUUACAUGGAUCUAGGAGGCCUGGGCGAGCGUGUCCUUGGCUUCUGUCACCUGUAUCUUCCCCAGAGUGAGUUUCCACGUGGUUAUAACUUUGACGGUGAAGAGAUGAACUUCCCCACCAGCGGGCUUUGCUUCGCAGGCCUCAUCUCCAUGAUAGAUCCGCCAAGAGCCACCGUUCCUGACGCCGUCAUGAAGUGUCGCACCGCAGGUAUCCGGGUGAUCAUGGUAACUGGGGACCAUCCCAUCACGGCCAAGGCCAUCGCUGCCAGCGUGGGCAUCAUCUCGGAAGGCAGCGAAACUGUUGAAGACAUCGCCACCCGCUUGCGCAUCCCCGUGGAGCAGGUCAACAAGCGGGAUGCCCGGGCCUGUGUAGUGAAUGGGGGCCAGCUGAAAGACAUGGAGACGGAAGAGUUGGUGGAGAUCCUGAAGAUGCACCCGGAGAUGGUCUUUGCUCGCACUUCUCCCCAACAGAAGCUCAUCAUUGUGGAAAGCUGCCAGAAGCUGGGUGCAAUUGUGGCAGUAACGGGAGACGGAGUGAAUGACUCCCCUGCGCUGAAGAAGGCUGAUAUCGGCGUGGCCAUGGGCAUUGCUGGAUCCGAUGCAGCCAAGAAUGCUGCCGACAUGAUCUUGCUGGAUGACAAUUUCGCCUCCAUUGUCACGGGCGUUGAACAAGGGCGCCUGAUCUUUGACAACCUCAAAAAAUCCAUUGCCUACACCCUCACCAAGAACAUCCCCGAGCUGACCCCAUACCUGAUUUACAUCACAGUCAGCGUCCCUCUUCCCCUCGGCUGCAUCACCAUCCUCUUCAUCGAAUUGUGCACAGACAUUGUGAGUGGAGCGAUCCAGUCAUUUGCGGGGUUCACCGACUACCUCACUGCCAUGGCCCAGGAGGGCUGGUACCCACUGAAGUGUGUGGGCCUUCGGGCCGACUGGGAGAACGACCAUCUCCAGGAUCUCCAGGAUAGCUACGGGCAAGAGUGGACCUUUGGGCAGCGCCUCUACCAGGAAUAUACCUGCUACACCGUCUUCUUCAUCAGCAUUGAGAUGUGUCAGAUUGCUGACGUGCUCAUCCGCAAGACACGGCGUCUCUCCGUCUUCCAGCAGGGGUUCUUCCGAAACAAAGUUCUGGUGAUCGCCAUCGUCUUCCAGCUCUGCCUAGGCUGCUUCCUCUGCUACUGCCCCGGGAUGCCCAACAUAUUCAACUUCAUGCCCAUACGAUUCCAGUGGUGGCUCGUGCCACUUCCCUACGGCCUCCUCAUCUUUGUCUAUGACGAGAUCCGAAAGCUGGGAGUACGGAGGCACCCGGGAAGUUGGUGGGACAAAGAACUCUACUAUUAA